UCCUAAAAACAUUAAGUAUUCAAUGCCUUGUAAAAUUCAAAACAUGUCACUGAUUUGCUUCCAUAGUAGUAGGCCUAGGCCGUGACUGGCCACAUACUCCGGUACAGUAGGUGGCGGUGUAUUGAGUUUAUAGCAGGAUACCAUCCGCCAAUUAGAGUCAAAGAAGAAGAUAACAAGCUGGCUUGGUAGUUUUUCUGCCACCACUAACUGAAGAAUCGUUGUAUUUUUUUCCUUAUUCAAUUUUUUGAAGUCGCAUAGUUUCAAUCCAACUUUAUAUAUGUGUUCGUCUAUUACCUCGCAAACCAUCGCACACUAGCCGCCUACCUAACUCGUGUGGACUUGUUCAUCGACUACCACACGGCCCACAGUGAGGACCUGGUGAAGAAGAGCUGAUGCCACUAGCGGGCUUUGCUUUUCCCCAAGUUGAGAGCCCUGUCUAACCGUCUGUGAAGUCUUCGUCUGUUUCGGGAGUGAUGGAGGCCCCACCGGUCACUGUGAUGCCCGUUACCGGGGGCACCAUCAACAUGAUGGAAUAUCUGUUACAAGGCAGUGUGCUGGACCAGGCCCUGGAGAGUCUGCUUCACCGCCUGAGAGGCCUGUGUGACAACAUGGAGCCCGAGAGCUUUGCCGACCAUGAGCUGGUCUACCUCCUCAAGGGCCAGCAGGGCAACCCCUUCCUGCUCCGCGCCCGCCGCUCCCUCUCCCACCCCACCGCCCCCUGGCACCUGCGCUACCUGGGCCAGCCCGAGGUGGGCGACAAGAGCCGGAACGCGCUGGUGCGGAACUGCGUGGACGUGGCCGCCUCCCACAGCCUGCCUGACUUCCUCAACGAGAUGGGCUUCCGCAUGGACCACGAGUUUGUGGCCAAGGGCCACAUCUUCCGUCGGGGCGUGCUGAAGGUGGUGGUGAGCAAGCUGUCGCGGGUCCUGGUGCCGGGGAACACGGAGAACACUGAGCCCCUGUCGCUGUCGUACCUGGUGGAGCUGAGCGUGCUGGCGCCCGCGGGGCAGGACACCAUGUCCGAGGACAUGCGCAGCUUCGCGGAGCAGCUCAAACCGCUGGUCCACCUGGAAAAGAUCGACCCCAAGAGACACAUGUGAGGUGCCGGGGAGGGGGGGCAACUGCAAACACCCAAUCAGUGCGCUGUGUAACAGCUGCCGUCCAAUGACAAACAAGCUUGACAUCCCCCCCACCAAUGAGGCGCAGCCGGGCCCAGUCUGAGGUCAGUCUCGGGUGUGUGUUCCCCCCCCCCCCCCCCCCCCCAAGGAAAAAACUUACAGAUUUUCUGGUGUGUUUACGUUUUCUACAAGCGUGAAUCCGACAAACACAUGCUUUGUGAUUCGUUCUGUUUGUUUGUUGCCUGGAUGGCCCUCUCUCUCACUCAGUGGGUUAACGCCUGUUACAGACAUGCAGCGUUCAGCUGCAGUCAUGUUUGUGAAGGACUUCUAGAGGAUUAUUACAUGGCCCGCAAGGAUUAUGUGACAAACGGGAGAUAUUGCAUGUGUAAAUAAUGACCAUCUUUUUCCAAAUCACAUGAAUACAAUGAUGCUAUAGAUCACAUAUGAUUCAUUUCACAGUCAUGUGAAUGUCAGUCAUUCACUCUGUUGUUUUUUUUUGGAUUUAGGCUUUAAUGCUAAAUAAAAACUGUCUCAAGGCC
Molecule: messenger RNA, 1657 nt
Organism: Osmerus eperlanus (European smelt)
Lineage: Eukaryota; Metazoa; Chordata; Actinopteri; Osmeriformes; Osmeridae
Gene: med18
Product: mediator of RNA polymerase II transcription, subunit 18 homolog (yeast)
Exons: 3
Coding region: 474-1100 (208 amino acids)
Biological process (GO): termination of RNA polymerase II transcription; regulation of transcription by RNA polymerase II
Cellular component (GO): mediator complex; core mediator complex
Molecular function (GO): transcription coregulator activity
Source: RefSeq, a predicted model, not a curated record